UCUCAGUAACAGUCUAAUUUAUUUUAUUACAACAUUCAAUAGUACUGAAUAUUGAAGGGGAAAAAAUCAAAGCGGAACCAAAGGUCAGAGCCACUGUGACACACACGGAAGAUAAAGACAAAGGACAGAUUGUAUCGUUAGCUUUUCUGCUGUAGGACCGUAGUUUGAAGAACGAUUUGGUGUUUUAUGUAAAUACUUGAGUGAUUUCAGUGGGGGGAAAUCCGUUCAGCCUCUUUUACCAACGGGCAGGUAACUCCUGCUGAAGAAACAUUCACAGAGUUUAAAGAUUGUAACGUCAAGUCCGACGAAGAGAUGAAUGAUCAACACAAACUGCUGGACUCCGCCAGGACACCAGCGAUCAUUUUACGCCGAAUAGAGUUGAAAGAAACCAAGAUGGAGGAAGAGAUGGAGGAUCAGCGCAGACUGCUGGAUUUCACCCGGAUACCAAGGAUAAUCUUACACCGAAUAGAUAUCCGACAUUGUUGUGUGUGUAAAGACGACAGGAUUUUCAAUGACCUCAGCGACCAGGAUGGGAACUCCACUUUAAAACAAGAGGGACCAGAACCUCUGCAGACAGAACAGGAGCAAGAAGAACCAGAACAUCAACAGUCCGAGAAAGAGAAGCAACUCUGCAUCAGUCAGGAUGAAGAGCAGCUUGUGCUGAAACAGGAGACUGAUGACAUUUUGGUGAAUCCUCUUAAUGUGCAAAGAAUCCACAAUGAAACAGAACCACAGAGGAACCAACUCAUCUCUCAUGACACUGCUGAGGAUGAGAACCAGGAUCAGGAAGGAAACAAUUCUGAAGACCCAGGAAAAAAGAGAGCCAAAGAACAGAAACAAAAGGAGAAAUAUGAGAAAACCAAACGACAGAAAGGAAAAACUGAAAGUUCAAAACAAAAAACACACAAGAAAGCUCACCCACAACAAAAACUAUAUACUUGUAAAAUCUGUGAUGAAGCCUUUUCUCAAAGCAAUUUGUUGACCACACACAUGAGAACUCACACUGACAAGAACCCUUUCACAUGUUCAACUUGUGGAAAAAGUUUCACACGCAGAUAUACCUUACUUGAUCACAUGAUGAUUCACACAGGUGAGAUGCCUUUCUCAUGUGGGACCUGUGGAAAAAGUUUCCAAAGGAAAAGUAAUUUAACUAGACACAUGCAAAUUCAUACAGGUGAGAAGCCUUCCUCAUGUGGGACCUGUGGAAAAAGUUUCCAAAGGAAAAGGUAUUUAACUAGACACAUGAGGACUCAUACAGAUGAGAAACCUUUCUUGUGUGGGACCUGUGGAAAACGUUUCAAUCAAAAAAUUCAUUUAAUUAAUCACAUGAGGACUCAUACAGAUGAGAAACCUUUCUUGUGUGGGACCUGUGGAAAACGUUUCUAUCAACAAAUACAUUUAACUAAUCACAAAAGGAUUCAUACACAAGAGAAUCCAUUCUCAUGUAGGAGUUGUGGGAAAGGUUUUUGUCAAAAAAGCAGUUUAAUUAGUCACAUGUGGAUUCAUACUGGUGAAAAACCAUUCUUAUGUGGGACUUGUGGAAAACGUUUUAGUCAAAAAAGCAGCUUAAAUAAUCACAUGAGGACUCAUACAGAAGAGAAGCCUUUCUCAUGUGGGACUUGUGGAAAAUGUUUCUGUUAUAAAAACAAUUUAACUAGUCACAUAAGGACUCAUACCGGUGAGAAACCCUUCUCAUGUGGGACCUGUGGAAAAAGUUUCCAUCAUAAAAGCAUUUUAGCCAGUCACAUGUGGGCUCAUACAGAUAAGAAGACUUUCUUAUGUGGGAGUUGUGGAAAAGAUUUCCAUCACCAAAGCAGUUUAACUUGUCACAUGAGGAUUCACACAGAUGAGAAUACUUUCUCAUGUAGAACUUGUGGAAAAAGUUUCCAUCAUUACAGAAGUUUAACUAGACACAUGAGGACUCAUACAGGUGAGAAACCUUUCUCAUGCAGGACUUGUGGAAAAGCUUUCUUUCAAAAAAGCAAUUUGACUAGUCAUGUGAGUAUUCAUACAGGUGAAAAGCCUUUCUGGUGUGGGAUAUGUGGAAAAGGUUUCUCUCGAAAAGACUAUUUAUCUGUUCACAUGACAACUCAUACACGUAGUGUUUCUUAUGUGCGACCUGUGGAAAAGACUUCCUUCUAAAUUGCCAGUUAACUUUUAACAUGGGAAAAAAAUUCUUGUUUCCUGUAUGCCAAAACUCAUAAUUACUUCUAAAAUGUUCAUCUUUUGUUAUAUUUUUCAUCCAUGGAAGUUGCCAUUUUCUUUGCUUGAUGGGUUGAUGAUACGCCUGCACAGUGGCGCAGUUGGUAGAGCUGUUGCCUUGCAGCAAGAAGGUCCUGGGUUCGAUUCCCAGCCCGGGGUC
Molecule: messenger RNA, 2362 nt
Organism: Gambusia affinis (western mosquitofish)
Lineage: Eukaryota; Metazoa; Chordata; Actinopteri; Cyprinodontiformes; Poeciliidae
Product: gastrula zinc finger protein XlCGF57.1-like
Exons: 3
Coding region: 313-2142 (609 amino acids)
Biological process (GO): regulation of transcription by RNA polymerase II; central nervous system development
Cellular component (GO): nucleus
Molecular function (GO): DNA-binding transcription factor activity, RNA polymerase II-specific; RNA polymerase II cis-regulatory region sequence-specific DNA binding
Source: RefSeq, a predicted model, not a curated record